AGGGGCGCCUCAGAUCCCCUUCCCGUAUAUUCCACAAGAGCCUUUUCUUUACAAAAUGAGUGAUUUGGGGAAAAAGAAAGGCCCCAGGUUUGGGGGCGACUUUUCAGAUUCGCCUACUGACAAAGUCAAGCAAUGGUUUGACAUGGUUAAUGGCUUCGAAUAUAAUGGCCAUGAUGCCAUCGUAGCCAAGAUACUCAAGCUGGAAUCAGUCACGUACACGCCAUCUAGUGAGCAUCCGCAUGAUGCGCGCACAGUCUUCAGCUUCGUGGUACCAGAGGAACUUUGCAAUAUCGGAGGCAAUCUUCAUGGAGGCGCGGUAGCAUUGAUCUUUGACAUCACGACGUCGCUGACUAUUUUGCCGUGUGGGCGCGAGGGGUUCUGGGAUGGUGGUAAUGUUUCACGAAAUCGUAAGUGCUGCAUUGUGUUCAACUGCACGUACCUAAGGCCGGCGCCGGUAGGUUCGACCAUCUUUGUGGAAAGCUGGGUUGUGCAUCUGGGCAAGCGCAUGGGUCUGACCAUGGGGACGAUGAGGCUGGGUUCGAAGGAUGGAAAGGUCUGCUAUACCUGCGAGCAUGGGAAAGCGAGUCUGGGCGGAUCCAAUAUGUGAGGGGAUGGAACAGGUAUUUGGGACGAUUAGAGUUGGGACGCAACAGAAUUUCUGGGCGUACUAGUAGUCCAUAGAAUCUCGGUCAAUUACAAGUUUAGUGUC
Molecule: messenger RNA, 709 nt
Organism: Bipolaris maydis ATCC 48331
Lineage: Eukaryota; Fungi; Ascomycota; Dothideomycetes; Pleosporales; Pleosporaceae
Product: HotDog domain-containing protein
Molecular function (GO): fatty acyl-CoA hydrolase activity
Source: RefSeq, a predicted model, not a curated record